This is a messenger RNA of Selaginella moellendorffii, 1217 nucleotides long. Its product is annotated as protein WHAT'S THIS FACTOR 1-like. Lineage: Eukaryota; Viridiplantae; Streptophyta; Lycopodiopsida; Selaginellales; Selaginellaceae. The record is from RefSeq and is a predicted model, not a curated record. The transcript has a single exon. The coding region runs from base 23 to 1204 and encodes 393 amino acids. Gene Ontology annotation, molecular function: RNA binding.
AGCGCAGGGGAUCGCUCGAUCGAUGCUGCCGCGCCGCCGCAUUCUCGCGCGGUGCUGCUCCUGGCGGCGAGAUUCGCGGCGCGACAACAGGCGCCUGUCCUGGGAGGAGCGCGCCAACGCAAUCUACCAUCGCGACAGGCACUUGGACAGGGCCGUGAGGUGCGAAUCGGCGGCCAACAUCGUGAGGAAGGUAAUGGCGGUGCUCGAGUCGCGCGACGCGAGCAUCAUGAGCCUGGAAGAUCUCUCGCGCUCCAAGGCCAAGCGGCGCAAGAAGGAGAUCAUCCGCGAGGUGGCCGCGCGCUUCCCUCUCGUCUUUAAAUUCCGGAGGGACGACGACGGCGAGUUUUGGGUGGAGCUCACACCCGCGGCCGAGGAGAUCUUGCGCCAGGAGCACGCCGCCAUCGCGCAGCACGACGACAUGGAAUCGCUCGCCAAGCUCAAGAAGCUCCUGAUGAUGGCGCGCGACCACCGCAUUGGAAUGGAGAAGCUCGGCCAUCUCAAGCACGAUCUCUUCCUCCCGGAGGAUUUCAAGCGCCGCUUGAUCCCCCAGCACCCGGAGAGCUUCCGGAUCGUCCCCGCCACCACCACCACCACUCCCAAGAGCCUGGGAUACGUCGAGCUCGUCGGCUGGGAGCCCGGGCUGGCAGUGACCGCUCGCGAGCUCUUGGCACCGGUCCAAGCACCCCACGCCUUCCAAGUCGAUGCUCGGGGCCAGCAGCUCGACCACCCCCGCGUCCAGCGCUUCCAGGAGCUCCCAUUCUUCUCGCCAUACGAGGACCCCGGGAGGAUCGAGUGGAAGAGCCUCGAGGCCGAGAAGCGAGCGCUGGCAGUGCUGCACGAACUCCUGAGCUUGAUGCCGAUGAAGAAGGCCGUCGUUGGUCGCUUGAAUCUCAUCCAAAAGGAGCUCCAGCUGCCGGCAAAGUACUUGCAUCUCGUCGGCCUCUACCCCUGGAUCUUCUACGUCUCCAAAGUCAUUCCCGAGAACAACACCAUCUUUCUCCGCGAAGGCUUCGACCGAUCCAGGCUGAGAGUCCCCAACCGGCUGUCCGCUGCCAGGGACGACCUCCUCCGCCUCAUGGAGACCGUCUACGAGAGAGAGCUCGGCGGACCACCUCGGACAGUGACGCUGGAGAUCGCCGACGAGGACAAGGAAGAUAUCGACGAUUUCUUCGUGGGUUUUCUUGGUAACCUCCGGGACUUGUAGGGCGGUAAGUUCU